Arabis nemorensis is the source of this 615-nucleotide messenger RNA. The record is from the annotation of a GenBank genome assembly. Lineage: Eukaryota; Viridiplantae; Streptophyta; Magnoliopsida; Brassicales; Brassicaceae.
AUGGCAGAGAAAACACUUUCUUGUUCAGAUUCGAAGGAGAAAAGUGAAAUUAGUUCACCUGAUUUCGAGUUCCCAAGCAUUAAAGCUAUGGUCGCUCUCAAUUCAAACACAAAGGAAUUGUGUGAGGGGACUCGUAGAAGGCAACUGCCUCUGUGUGUCGGGAGCCCUGAAGCAACGGAGUUUUUCGCUGAGCGUAUGGCGCGAAUGAGAAAAGAUCCAGAAUCGAUACCUAUACUAGCUGAUAUAGACGAUCGUGGUCCUGGUGCUGCCAUGGAGUUCUGGGAAGAUAAAGAUGUGUUGAAAAAGCUGGCUAAAGCUGCUACUCUUGGUGCUGUGGAGAGUCUGAACGAAGAUGAACAAGUCUCCGAGGGAAAGAAAGCACUGAAUAUUGCAUGUGGGUAUGCUCAGAUGAAAUGUCUUAAAAUUCUUCUGGAUGCGGGAGUGUACGAUGCGGGUGGCAGAAGAAUGAGGAGCACACCGCGUUGUGCUCCUAAACGUGGGAAGAAAAAGAGUGGGCUGUGUAAGAAGGGUCAUGCAGUCGCAUCGCCAAAUACGGAAAGUGAAACUCCCUCUGAUGUGGCUACAACCAGCUUUCGAUGCACUGAAGCUGCUUGA